This is a messenger RNA of Mesorhabditis spiculigera, 1443 nucleotides long. Lineage: Eukaryota; Metazoa; Nematoda; Chromadorea; Rhabditida; Rhabditidae. The record is from the annotation of a GenBank genome assembly.
AUGUCGUUUCACUUGGGCGGGAACACCCUGCGCGUCUCGGCCAAGCUUUUCGUCGAAAAUCGCCAGCGGUUGGUGAAAGCGCUGAAGGAAAAGGUAUCUGGCCCCGGAGCCGUCGUUGUAUUGGAGGGUGGCCACGAGAAGAACAGAUACAACACCGAUGCCGAUGAUUUGCCCUUCAGACAGGAGUCUUAUUUCUUCUGGACAUUUGGCGUUCAAGAAUCUGAUGCCUUUGGGCUGAUCGAUGUUGACUCGGGUCGCAGUGUGCUUUUCCCGCCUCGUCUUCACCCGGAUUACGCUAUUUGGGAUGGGAAGAUUGAGCCUGAGUCUUGGUUCAAAACUAAGUACGAGGUUGAUGAGGUUCAUUUCCACGACGAGAAGACGGCUGCUAUUGCUGAUAAGUUGAAAGAACUGAAGGCGUCGAAGGUUUAUCUCUUGAAAGCCGACAACACCGACUCGGGCAACGUUCUGCCACCAGCGGAAUUCAAAGGAAAGGAUGGCUUCACGAUUGACAAUGACGCACUUUACCCUGUGAUUGCCGAGCUUCGCGUUUUCAAGACUGAUCUCGAGCUCGAGGUAUUGCGUUACGCGAGUAAGAUCGCUUCCGAUGCGCACAAGGCUGUCAUGAAGCACAUCAAGCCCGGCCUUUUCGAGUACCAAUGUGAAAGCUUGUUCCGCCAUACCAGCUACUACACGGGAGGAUGUCGUCAUCUCGCCUACACUUGUAUUGCUGCCAGUGGCUGCAACGGUUCUAUCUUGCAUUAUGGACAUGCUAACGCCCCAAAUUCCAAAGAAGUGAAGGACGGCGAUAUGUGCCUCUUCGACAUGGGUCCUGAGUACAAUUGCUACACCUCCGACAUCACGACUUCCUUCCCUGUGAACGGGAAGUUUACGGAAAAACAGAAGAUUAUCUACAAUGCCGUUCUGGAUGCGAAUCGCACCGUUCUACGCGAGGCAAAGAUUGGCGUUAAGUGGGCGGACAUGCAUCGGUUGUCUGAGAAAGUCAUCCUAACCCAUUUGACCAACGCCGGACUCCUCCAUGGCGACGUUGAUGCCAUGGUCGAAGCUCGUCUUGGAGCUGUUUUCAUGCCCCACGGUCUUGGCCACUUCAUGGGAUUGGAUGUGCACGAUUGCGGUGGAUACCUUGGGGACGCCGAGCCUCGCUACAAGGUUCCUGGGCUGAAGAGCCUGCGCACGACGCGUACCCUGCGCGAGAGGAUGGUGAUCACCAUCGAGCCCGGAUGUUAUUUCAUCGAUUUCCUGCUCGAUGGGGCCUUUGCGGACCCCAAGCUCUCCCAGUUUAUGAACAAGGAAAAGAUUGCCGAGUACCGCGGAUCCGGAGGGGUACGUAUUGAAGAUGAUGUCGUCAUCUGGGAGAAGGGCAACGAGAACAUGAGCCAAGUCCCGCGCACCGUCGAAGAAAUCGAAGCCCUGAUGGCCGAUCGC